AUGAGGCCGGCGGCGGCGGCGGCGGCGCUGGAGGCUCCCGCGGCGGCCGGGGCGGCCGUGGCCGUGCGGCUGGUCCCGCCGGAGCCGAGGGACCGCGGCAGCCAGCGCUGCCGCCUGGGGCCCGCCGCCCUCCGCGCCCUGGGCGUGCUGCCGGGCUCGGCCGUGCGGGUCACCCUGCCCGGCGGCGCCUCCUGCCUCUGCACGGCCUGGCCCCGCCGGGACGGGGCGGACGGCUUCGCGCAGGCCGACCCGAGCUGCGCCGCCCCGGGGGCCUGCUGGCCGCACGGCCCCGCCCCGGCCCGCCUCCGCCCGGAGCCCUGCCCGCCGCUGCGGCGCCUCACGGUGCGGCCGCUGGCGCGGGAGCCGGGCGCGCGGCCGGAGGCGGCGGCGGCGGCGGCGGCGCGCGACCUGCUGCGGCGGCGGCCGGUGGCGCGGGGGCACGUGGUGCGCGCGCCCCCGGCGGCCGCGGGCCCGCUGCGCGGCGUGCUCGUCCUCGCCGCGGAGCCGGGGCCGGCCGGGCUCGUCACCGCCGCCACGCGCGUGCUCGUGGAAGAGGCGGACGACGAGGAGCCGCCGGAGGAGGAAGAGGAGGAGGAGCCGGGGGGCCUGGCGGCCGAGGCGGCGGCGCUGCGGGAGCUGCUCCUGCGGCCGCUGCGCUUCCCGCUGACGGCGGCGCUGGGACUGGCGGGGCCCCGCGGGCUGCUGCUGUGCGGGCCCCCCGGCGUGGGCAAGACGCGGCUGGUGCGGGCGGCGGCGCGGGCGGCGGGGGCCCGGCUGCUGGCGGCCGGCGGGGCGGCCCUGCAGGGCGCCCGGCCCGGGGACACGGAGGCCAACGUGCGGCGGCUGUUCGGGCGCGCCCGGGAGCUGGCCCAACGCCGCCGCCCGGUCUUGCUCUUCGUCGACGAGCUGGACGCCCUGGCCCCGCGGCGGGACGGGCCCGCCGAGGCCCGCGCCGUGGCCCAGCUGCUCACCCUGCUCGACCGGCCCGGGCCGCCCGUCGUCGUGGCCGCCACCAACAGGCCCCACGCCCUCGACCCCGCGCUCAGGAGGCCCGGACGGCUGGACCGAGAGAUUAUCAUUGGAACACCAACCCUUACGCAAAGAAAGUCCAUUCUGGAAGUGGUGACAGCAAAGAUGCCCCUCUCCAAGGAUGUGGAUUUAAUCCAUUUAGCAGAAAUCACUACCGGCUAUGUCGGAGCUGAUCUUACAUCCCUCUGCCGAGAGGCUGCCCUGUGGGCAGUGCUUCACCGAGGCAGGAGUUCCGCUGACCCCGAGGUCAACAUGGCCGACUUUCUUGAAGCUUUUAAAAAGAUUCGGCCGUCUUCCUUCCGCAGUGCCUUGGGACUGGUCGACUUUAAACCUGUUCACUGGGAUGAGAUCGGUGGCCUUGAAGAUGUGAAACUCAAACUGAAACAGAGCGUCGAGUGGCCCAUGAAGUUCCCUGAGGAAUUUAUACGGAUGGGGCUGGCCCGGCCCCGGGGUGUCCUCCUUUUCGGACCUCCUGGCUGUGCCAAGACCACGCUGGUCAAGGCAGCAGCCACCAGCUGCAACUGCUCUUUCGUCACCGUGAGUGGCGCCGACCUCUUUUCCCCGUUCGUCGGAGACUCAGAAAAGGCCUUGGCUCAGGUUUUCCAACAAGCCCGAGCAAACACGCCCGCCAUCGUCUUCCUGGAUGAGAUCGAUUCGAUCUUGGGCUCGCGUUCGGUCGGUUCGGCCAGUCACGGCGUCCAGGAGAGAGUUCUCUCUGUGCUGCUCACUGAAUUGGAUGGUGUCGGCCUCAAGAUGACGGAAGGACGAGGAAGCAAAGCAGAACUCCAAGACGACUAUGGGGAGCUGAGGAACAGUGAGCGAAAGCUCGAGUUCCAGGAAGCGUUGAAUCAGAGUGUCAUGGUGGUGGCCGCCACGAACAGGCCCAAUGCACUGGACGACGCCCUGAUGCGGCCCGGAAGACUGGACAAAGUGAUUUACGUCCCGCCGCCAGACGAGCAGGGAAGGCUUUCGAUUCUGAAAAUCUGCACCAAGAAAACCCCGCUGGGGGCAGACGUGUCCUUGGAAAGUUUGGCAGCGCAGACCCACCUGUACUCCGGAGCCGACCUCAGCAACCUGUGCCGAGAAGCCGCCUUGCUGGCUCUGCAGGAGAACGGUCUGGAAGCCACCCCCGUGAAACAGGAGCACUUCGUGAGAUCCCUAAUGACUGUACGACCAUCGAUACACCAGAAAGACUUGGAUUUUUAUGAAGGCUUAUUCAGAAAACAAGAAUUAUUCUCUGAUUUAGAGAAGCUGUAAAGACCACCCAUCUGUUGAUUGGUCCCGUGGACUGGAGGCUCACAUUCAGGUGGUUGGCUUAUGUGUCCAGUGUUCUGGGGCACUGCCUACCAUGCUUGAAUCUGGGAUAUGGCUAUAUUUGCCAGCUUCUUUGUAAAGGACAUUAAAUUAUCAUUUGACCGAAA
Ornithorhynchus anatinus (platypus) is the source of this 2450-nucleotide messenger RNA. RefSeq names its product spermatogenesis associated 5 like 1 (gene AFG2B). The record is from RefSeq and is a predicted model, not a curated record. NCBI's taxonomy places the organism in Eukaryota, Metazoa, Chordata, Mammalia, Monotremata, Ornithorhynchidae. Gene Ontology annotation, molecular function: ATP hydrolysis activity; ATP binding.